Molecule: messenger RNA, 3743 nt
Organism: Dunckerocampus dactyliophorus (ringed pipefish)
Lineage: Eukaryota; Metazoa; Chordata; Actinopteri; Syngnathiformes; Syngnathidae
Gene: syt1a
Product: synaptotagmin Ia
Exons: 11
Coding region: 371-1648 (425 amino acids)
Biological process (GO): synaptic vesicle endocytosis; calcium ion-regulated exocytosis of neurotransmitter; cellular response to calcium ion
Cellular component (GO): dense core granule; synaptic vesicle membrane; axon
Molecular function (GO): phosphatidylserine binding; calcium ion binding; calcium-dependent phospholipid binding
Source: RefSeq, a predicted model, not a curated record
CUUGCUGGUUUGAAGGGGAGGCGGACUAGCGCCAUCGGCUGUGCUCCCUCAAGACUGGCUGUGCGGCGCACUGACAGAGUCAUCAUCCAAGCGCCGCCUCUACGUUUCCCUCGCUCUCUAUUUCUCUCUCUCUCUCUCUGGCGUGGAGCUUUGCUGCUGCUCCAACUCCAGAUGCCUCCGCCUCCCCGCCAGGACCAGCAGAUCGGCAACUGAAGGUGAGGUUGCCAGCAAACGCCACAUUGAAGGCAGGCCCGGAAAGGAAGCCCUCAGCGCAUCACACGACGCAGAUUCAGCACCCCCAACUUGACGCCCUUCCUGGGACUGUGACCUGCGCUCUCAGGAAGACAGCCUGCUGCCUGCGUCCGGCAGGAUGAACGAGAGUCGAAGGGAAGCGCUCGCAGCGGCGCCCCCCGCGCCCACCGCCUCCUCCUCCUCCUCCUCGGGCGGUGCCGCCAACACCACCAACAUGGCCGGCGGCCCUGGCACGGGCCAGAAGGACGAGGCCUUUUCCAAGCUGAAGGACAAGUUCAUGAACGAGCUUAACAAGAUCCCACUGCCGUCAUGGGCCAUCGUGUCUAUCGCCUUUGUGGCCAUCAUCCUCGUGCUGGCCUGCUGCUUCUGCAUUUGCAAAAAGUGGAUCUUCAAGAAGAAGAACAAAAAGAAGGGCAAAGACAAAGGCAAAAACGCCAUCAACAUGAAGGACGUGAAGGAUGGCACCAAAACCGAGGCCUUGAAGGAUGAGGAGGACGCUGAGACAGGCCUGACUGAAAUGGAGAAAGAGGCGGAGCCCAAGGAGGACCAGAAACUGGGCAAAUUACAGUACUCGCUGGAUUACAAUUUCACAGAGAACACGCUCAUCGUGGGGAUCAUCCAGGCGGCAGAGCUGCCCGCCAUGGACAUGGGCGGCACGUCCGACCCUUACGUUAAGGUCUACCUGCUGCCUGACAAGAAGAAGAAGUUUGAGACCAAGGUCCACAGGAAGACCCUCAACCCCGUCUUCAACGAGCAGUUCACCUUCAAGGUUCCCUACGUGGAGCUGGGCGGGAAGACCCUGGUGAUGACGGUGUACGACUUUGACCGCUUCUCCAAGCAUGACGCCAUCGGUGACAUCAAGGUGCCCAUGAACAAGGUGGACUUCAGCCACAUAACGGAAGAGUGGCGAGACCUGCAGAGCGCCGAGAAGGAGGAGCAAGAGAAGCUGGGUGACAUCUGCUUCUCCCUGCGCUAUGUUCCCACCGCCGGAAAGCUGACCGUUGUGGUCCUGGAGGCUAAAAACCUGAAGAAGAUGGAUGUGGGCGGCCUGUCAGAUCCAUACGUGAAGAUCCAUCUGAUGCAGAACGGCAAGAGGCUGAAGAAGAAGAAGACCACUAUCAAGAAAAACACACUCAACCCCUACUACAACGAGUCCUUCAGCUUUGAGGUCCCCUUCGAACAAAUCCAGAAGGUGCAAGUGGUGAUCACGGUUCUGGACUACGACAAGAUCGGCAAAAACGACGCCAUCGGCAAAGUCUUCGUGGGGCUGAACAGCUCAGGCACGGAGCUACGCCACUGGUCGGAUAUGCUGGCCAACCCGCGGAGACCCAUCGCCCAGUGGCACGUGCUCAAGCCCGAGGAGGAGGUGGACGCUCAGCUGUCCACCAAGAAAUAGGCAGGCCCCGCCCCCUCCACGCUCCUGCCUUGUAGUACUCUUUAGCCAGUCUGUGUAAAUACCUCAGUGAUACAUACCUGUACCUGUACGUGUUGGCCCCGCCAUCUUUUUCUAUCAGGGUCUCUCUUUGGCUUUUUCCUGUUUGCCCUCACCCCACCCCCACCCGCUCCUUCUUUGAAGCAAUAUGAGGUGUAUAGCUAGCGCAUGACUGAAAGAAGGUGUACAUAUACUAUGUAUGAUUUCUAGUUGCUGUGUUUCUAUGUUGUUUCCUAAUAUCUGGAUGUUUUUAAUGAGAUGUUCUAUUUUACAUGACGUAGAGGAAAGCCAACAUGACGUCACAUCUAACCUACCUACCGUGACCCUGAUGGUGAUAAAGGACGAAGCUAGCAGACCAUUAACUGCGUGGGUUCUCUCCAAGCACACCUACCCUAUGAUGAUUUUGUGUGUGCAUCUUCUCUUUGAACAAUCUUUGCUACGACCCGCCUGCCUUCAAUCAUGGAGGAAAAAAAAGAAAGUCUUCCCGGCUAAUUGAAACACUGCCACGUGCUGCCCGCACAGCGCCGCCAUGUUUUUACUGCCAGUUUUACACCAACGUGGCCGCUGAUGUGCACGCUUUCUCGUUCAAAUUCUUCUUCUUCUUCUUCUUCUUCUGCGUUGUAGUUGUUGUCGUUGUUGGCCGCGGGGGGGCGCCGCAGUGUCUUUCCACACCACACACGCCCACAUCAAGUGUUUUUCCACGCGUGCCUCAGCUCUCUGUGGUGGGACGAUGUCUGGAUGUGAAAAGGCACUGAAGCGAAGGAGCCAAGGAGUUAAUUGGCGCCAGGAAGCGAACCGAGCGUACAAGUUAAUGGUCUGCCCUCCCCAUCAGGUCAUUUAGUGCGCGUCCAAUUAGGGAAUCCACCAAAUCUGCCAGGAAGCUUUGCUAGCUUGAGGAGGACUUUGUAAAUGUUUUCAAUGUUCUUGUGAAGUUGCUAUAACGAACACGCUACUUGUCAUUCCAUAGGCGUCUCUGCCGACUGCUUGGUGUAUCACUGUGAUGCCGUGCGUGCGUAGACAUGUAGACUACUUUGUUACGUAGUGAUGUUGUAGCCGUUCACGCAAUUUUACCCCCCGGAGAGCGAGAGCACAGUGCAAUACGUGUGUGUGUGUGUGUGUGCGUGUGUGUGUGUGUGUGUGUGUGUGUGUGUGUGUGUGUGUGUGUGCGUGCGUGCGUGCGUGCGUGCGUGCGUGCGUGCGUGUGUGUGUUCGGGCCAUCUUCUCCACCGCAAGAAAAAAUUGAGGCGUAGAUUCCGGAGGGGCGACGAAGCAGCACACGUUGAUUCCAGUUUGUUUUUCUUCUUGCACACUGGUUCCAGUUUCAGGGAGUCCAAAACCCUUCAAAUGCAGUGUACAUAUUUCCAUAAUCUAUAUGUAGAGUCAAUAUAAAGUAUACUGUACGUGUCAUCCAUUUGACAUUCCAAUGUUGAAUGUACAGUACGGACUGUGUGUGUUGCUGUUCUUACUUUGCAAGUGAUGUACUACUUUGCAUUUUGAUUUUGUAAAGAAGAAAAGAGUAUUGCUUUCUAUUUUUCAACUUCCUUUCUAUCCUUUGGAGCGCAGCUGCGUUCUCUUGAUGGAGAGCAGCAAAGUGUGAGAGACAAUUGGUUGAAAUAUUCCAAAUGUGCACAAAUCAGGGGAUCCAGGGACGGGCUGGCAGUGCAGAACUUCUUGUGGUGGGGGAGGGGGGGACACGACAAAAUAAAAGCCAUUGAACUGCACAGCAACACAAAGCUCCUCUGGUGAUGAUUCCCUACCAAAGUAUGCACAAACAUUCCCCUUCCGCAUCCAAAUUCUUGUCCAAAGCAAAGCUGUGUGAAGCAUAGGAAGAUCCUCGUUGCCUUGGUGUUCUUGAAUAUUUGCUCUGUAAUUUCCUUACUCUUUUCUCCCGCCAUGAUCGCUUCAAACCUUUUUUUCAUUUCAUUCUUUGUUUUUUUUACGUCACGUUUUCCAGUUGCGUUACACUUUGUGUUGUGAUUCACGUUGUGGAGUUUUCUGACUGUUGUUCUAUAACUUCAUAUACACAAAUGAUCAAUAAAAAGGUUUUAUUUCCUGUUGA